Messenger RNA from Lathyrus sativus (Indian pea), 474 nucleotides. The record is from the annotation of a GenBank genome assembly. Lineage: Eukaryota; Viridiplantae; Streptophyta; Magnoliopsida; Fabales; Fabaceae.
AUGGCUUGCAAGAUGCAGAAAAGGGUAUCACUGCGCAGAAGACUUCACAUACUGCGAUUCCUUACCAACUCCAACAAUAAUGUGAAUAUCAACAGAAAUUCCAUUGCUAAGAGUACUUUUCUACAAUUACAGAAGCUAAAGGUUGCACUGGAAAAUGUCAAAAGAGAGUAUGAAAACCUAGUAGCCACAAGAAGAGACUACGUUAGCCUAUUGAAGAAUAAUGUCAAUGAUAACAAGGAUGUUAAAAUAGUGAAAAUAAGUGAAGGAACAUUUAUGGUGAAGGUGACAUGUGAGAAAGGAGGUGGGAAGUUGGUUGCAAUUUUAGAGGCUUUUGAAGAGAUAUGUGUGAAUGUUGAGGAGGCAAAAGUUUCAUGCGAAAAUGAGUUUUCUAUGGAAGCUAUUAUUGUUAGUGAGGAUCAAAGUCUUGAUGUUACAGAUGUUACUGAAGUGAUUCUAAAAGCUAUUGAAAAGUAG